AUGGGAAGUAUUAUUGAACUGAGGCUGGGUCCCGUAUUGAAAAUGACCGACAGUGUCAUUAAACCGUUUCUGUGCGAGGUGAUCGACAAGGCAAUCCUCCGAAAUGAAUGGGAGAAGUGGUUGAGGGCGUUUACAAUAUACCUCGAGGCCGAGGGUAUUGAUACCGAGAAGCAGAAGAGGAGUAAGCUACUGCUUUUGGGAGGAGUCCAGCUACAGUCAGUAGUAUACUCUCUACCUGGUGCGCUGGUGGAGCCCAGCGACGGAAAUAAAGAAGACAUCUAUAAAAUCCUCAUCGAUCAUUUAAAUAAACACUUCUCACCGAAGCAGAACUCAACGUUUGAAAGACAUCUAUUCAGAGGCCUGACACCGUUGGACACAGAAAGCUUUGGUGAUUUCAUGCUGCGACUCCGCCAACAAAUGCAACGAUGUGCAUUCGGAUCCUCAAAAGCGGAGAUUGAGAAUAUAUGUCUAAAGGAUAAAAUCAUAGAUGUGUGGGCACCUCUAGACCUCAAGAAAAGACUUCUGGGAAAGGAGUAUUCACUAGAGGAAGUGAUCGAAGCAUGUCAGGCCCCAAUUUCCGUUGAGCCGGGUACCGAAGAGAUUGCCUCAUUUUACGUGAUUGAAAUUGGAGAACAAUCUCUGCUGGGCCGAGACACGGCUAUAGAAUUAAAAGUCCUCCGACUGGGAAGAAACAUUAAUCGUAUUGAGGAAAUGGAGCCUUUUCCAAAAUGGAAAAACUUUGAAGUAAGCCUUUCCAUAGAUUAUGAUGUGAAACCCGUUCAACAACCAGUGAGACGAAUCCCGGCAGCGCUCGAGGACAAAGUCAUGGAAAAACUGGAUGAAGCCCUGAGUCGAGAUAUAAUUGAACCAGUCACGGCCCCGAGUGCUUGGAUAUCUCCCAUCGUGCUUGCGUUUAAGGAGAACGGGGACAUCCGCUUAUGUGUCGACAUGCGACUGGCAAACAAAGCAAUCCUACGGGAAAACUACCCAUUACCAACUUUCGACUGCUUUAUGACCAGACUCAAAGAGGCUAAAUUCUUCGCACGCCUAGACCUCAAGGACGCCUAUCACCAACUGGCCCUUGAUGAGUCGACCCGGGAAAUAACAACGCUCAUAACUCCAAGGGGACUUUUCCGCUAUAAGCGUUUGAUGUUUGGAGUAAAUUCUGCUCCCGAAAUUUUUCAACGCCUUCUCGAGCAGAUGCUAUCUGCGGUACCUAACGCCAUGAACUUCAUCGAUGAUGUCAUCAUCUUUAGCGCAACUGACCUCGAAAUCGACAGCGCCGUAAAAGAAGUAUGCCAGAUCUUCCAGGAAAAUAAUGUCCUACUGAAUAAAGAAAAGUGCAUCUGGAAGACAAGCAAACUAAAAUUCCUCGGACAUAUUUUAUCCGACAAGGGAAUAGAAGUCGACCCUGAGAAAAUUGACGUCAUCCGAUCUUUCAGAGACCCAAAGAACAAAGAAGAAACGCGGAGCUUCCUCGGUUUGGUGACCUACGUCGAGAAGUUCAUUCCGGACCUUGCAAGUCAUACAGAUCCUCUAAGAAAACUGCUGAAAACUGAAAGCAAAUUCACCUGGGGCGAAGCCGAGAAAAAUGCUUUCAGCAACCUAAAGAAUCUCCUAUCCAAGGUACCCAAAUUAUCAUAUUUCAAUGCAAGGCAUCGAACACGAGUGAUUGCGGACGCCAGCCCGGUUGCCCUUGGGGCUGUGUUAUUGCAAAUCAAAGUCGACAACGAACCUUUAAUAAUUACCUUUGCUAGCAAGGCCCUGUCGGAGGUGGAGAAACGCUACUCCCAAACUGAAAAAGAGAGCCUAGCGCUGGUUUGGGCAGUGGAGAAAUUUUACUACUAUCUGGCAGGCCUGCACUUCGAACUCGUAACUGAUCACAAGCCCUUGGAAGCCAUUUUCAAACCAACAUCCAAGCCCCCAGCUCGCAUUGAAAGGUGGCUGCUGCGGCUCCAGGCAUAUACGUUCACCGUUAUCUAUAAAUCCGGAAGAGACAACAUAUCAGAUGCGUUGUCUCGACUCUGUCAACUACCGGCGGUAGAACCAAUCGACCACAAGACGGAAUACAGCAUCCUUCGCGUCGUACAGAGCUCUAUCCCAAGAUCUAUGACAAUUCAUGAAAUAGCAGAGUUUUCCAAGAGGGAUGAAGAGAUUAUGGAUGCAAUCAGUUGCCUGGAGAACGAUUCCUGGAAGCCCGAUAGUUCAGUGGGCUUCUACCCGUUUCGGUAUGACCUUUCAGCGGUUGGCUCGCUCCUUUUGAGGGGAAACCGCCUAGUCGUGCCAACAUCUCUGAGAGUAAAAAUACUGGAGAUAGCCCACGAAGGACAUCCCGGCGAGACAGCAAUGAAACGCCGCCUGCGAUUCAAAGUAUGGUGGCCACAAAUAGACAGAGAGGCAGAAAAGUUUGUCAAAGCUUGCAGAGAUUGUUGCCUGGUAUCACAAGACAUCAGGCCACCCCCUAUGGACAGGAAUCCUUUUCCCACUGGCCCUUGGAUUUGGGUAGCGUCGGAUUUACUAGGUCCGCUUCCCAACAAUGAAUAUGUUCUAGUCUUCAUUGACUAUUUCUCACGAAAUAUGGAGCAUAAGUUUUUUAAAACCAUAUCUUCAACGACCCUGGUAGAGGUAAUGAAAGAGAUCUUCUGUAGACUGGGAUAUCCUGAGCACCUACGAACGGAUAAUGGACGCCAAUAUGUGAGCGAGGAGUUUUCUAACUACUGCAAAGCGUGCGGCAUUAAACAAGUUCGAACCCCACCGUAUUGGCCGCAAGCAAACGGGGAAGUUGAAAACAUGAACAGAGCCCUUGUAAAACGCUUAAGAAUAGCAUACGCAAAUGGGAAAAACUACAAAGAGGAAAUCCAAAAAUUCGUUCUUAUGUACAACGUAACCCCACAUGGAACAACAGGGUCUGCGCCCACAAAGCUGAUGUUCAACAGAGUCAUCCGUGACAAAAUACCGGGCAUUGGGGAUAUCUACGAGAAUACCUUAGACUCUGGAGAGAGAGAUAAAGAUAUUAUUGAAAAAAAUAAGGGAAAGCAGGCAGCCGACAAAAGAAGAGGGGCAAAGGAAGUCGAUAUAGAAGUGGGCGACAAGGUGCUUUUGAAAAACGUAGUGUUCCCAAAAAAUCUUACAUCAAACUUCGACAAGACGGAAUUUACGGUUUUAGAACGACACAAUAAUAUUGUGGUGAUCGAAGGGGGUGGUAGAAAACUAACAAGAAAUGCCUCACAUCUUAAGAAAGUUCCUCCUGCCCAACGCCGCAACCAGAUGACAGCUUACCGGAAUCAACACCUACCUCGGAGAACGCAGUACUCCAGCCCACAGAAGGAAGCCUCGGGAUCCAGCCACCCCUGCCGCCAUUAA
Messenger RNA from Drosophila santomea, 3363 nucleotides. RefSeq lists its product as uncharacterized. The record is from RefSeq and is a predicted model, not a curated record. The transcript has 3 exons. Gene Ontology annotation, molecular function: nucleic acid binding. Gene Ontology annotation, biological process: DNA integration. NCBI's taxonomy places the organism in Eukaryota, Metazoa, Arthropoda, Insecta, Diptera, Drosophilidae. The coding region runs from base 1 to 3363 and encodes 1120 amino acids.